Molecule: messenger RNA, 3179 nt
Organism: Prorocentrum cordatum
Lineage: Eukaryota; Dinophyceae; Prorocentrales; Prorocentraceae
Source: the annotation of a GenBank genome assembly
GCCGCGGCGGUCGCGCGCGGGCGGGCGCCGGCCGGGCGGCGGCGCCCGGCGGCGGCGGGUGGCGGCCGCCGAGCGAGCGGGGCGAGCGGCGGCGCGCCGACUACAUGUCGGGCAUCCGCGAGCUCGCCGUGGAGGCGCUGCGGUGGCCGCACCUGGCGCCCUGGCAGCGCCUCGAGUGGGCAGCGGCGCUGCGGUACGACGCCGUUCCGGUGAAGGAGCUGCCGCCCUGGUGGCUCGCUCCGAGGAGCCUGACGCGCAGGGACAUCGGCGUGGAUCUGGUGAGCUUGGACGGCGAGCGGGCGGUGCAGUGCAAGUGCUGCAACGGCACCGUGCAGACGAAGGACGUCACCCACUUCAUAUGCGUGGCGCAAAACGUGUUCGGGGCUUCCGAGAUCAUCCUGGCGACGUCAGAGACGUCCCGCCUGACCAGCGAUGCAGCAACCAUCAUUGAGUCUGCCGGCGUCAGGCACGACGUUUUGCCAAGCAGCUUCAUCGAUGAGCUACUGUCCAGCAGUGUAGCAGCGCUCCCACCGCCUCAGCGGGACUGCCUAGCGGCUGCCCCCCUCAGACCAUGCCAGCGAGAUUGCAUCCGUGCCUGCAGGGCUGGAGCCCGCAUCGUCGAGAUGGCGUGUGGCACGGGCAAGACGCUGGUGAUGCGAAGACUGGCCGAUAAUGCUUCAGGCCGCGUCCUGGUUUCGGUCCCGUCUCUCGCUCUGCUCUGGCAGCAUCGUGCGACAUUUCCUGAAUUCUGCCCCGUUGGGACUGGGUAUAACACGAAGGUCGCGUGGGAUGCGCCAGGAUACAUCAGCGUGACGGACUCUGUGCACCUCCUGGAAGGCAUCCACUUUUCUGACAUAUUUGUCGACGAGGUUGGGCAUUUUCGGCGCGUCCUUGCGUAUUGCAAUUCGAUAGACGAGGCUCUUCUCUUCAAGAGCGAGGUCGUGAAGUCUGGACUGGUUGCUUGGCACAUUAACGGCGAGACCCCACGCGCGGAGCGCCAGCGAGUGUUGAAAGCAUUCGCGGGUCCUCUUCAGGGCCCUGCCCACGUGCUCGUAACGGUGCAGGUUCUCGGCGAGGGGAUUAACAUCAAGAACGCCGAUACGUGCUUGUUCGUGCGGCCCCGGCGCAGCUACGUCAGCAUUGCGCAAGCCGUGGGCCGAGCCCUCAGACUACACCCCAGCAAGCCGCUGGCGCAUAUUAUCCUUCCAGCAGUAACGCCUCACUACAGUGGCCAGGACCAGCCGCUCGGCACCCAGGACGCGCACGAGGAAGCCCAUGGUGACUCCGCAGAAGCAGAGGCCGAGGCGCUCGGCAACCCUCCGUCUGUGGGCACCGCGGUGUCCAAGUCGACGCAUUCAGCCACCAGCUCUAUUCGCCGUGCCGCGAGCACCAGGCACUCAGCGCUGUCCAGCGCGCCUCUACUGCCGCCAUGCUUGACAGGUGAGAGGCGGCUUCGUGCGGAGCCAGGCAGCGUGGAAAAGGCGCGUGACAGCCUGCAGGCCACGAGUGAUGCGCCAGAUGUUCUGGCGUCGCGAUCACAAGGUGCAUGUUCACAGCAAAAGGCCAGCAGUGAGUUGGAACGCUUCGUGGCCACCCUGGCGUCAGCAGAUUGUCGUUUCAGAUCAGAGUUGACGCUCGGGUGUAGCAGUCGCAUUUCUUUGGUUGAUACCCGAACCUGCGAAGAUCAUCGGGGCAAUGGUACUCAAUAUUUGGAGCACCGUGUACGAAAUUCAUUGCUAGCGUUGUCGAGAUUGCGCUGCCAGUGGCAGUCCAGAUUGCAGCAGUUGGGCACAUUCCUGGAGGCGCACGGCAGGUUGCCGACAAGGAGCACGGUCGCCGACGAGGAAGAGCUCAGGCUAGCCCAGUGGCUCAGGCAGCAAGCCGGGCUCUUCAGAUCCCAGCGCCUGGCAGAGGACCGCGAGGCAGCCCUGAGGGGCGCCCACACCUUGGUCAGCGAGAGGUUGACGGAGAGGUUGACGGGGGAGCGGCCGCGGCAGGACUGGCAGUCCUGGCUGCAGCAGUUGGGCGCGUUCCUGGAGGCGCACGGCAGGUUGCCGACAAAGAGCACGGUCGCCGACGAGGAAGAGCUCAGGCUAGCCCAGUGGCCCAGGCAGCAAGCCGGGCUCUUCAGAUCCCAGCGCCUGGCAGAGGACCGCGAGGCAGCCCUGAGGGGCGUCCACACCUUGGUCAGCGAGAGGUUGACGGAGAGGUUGACGGGGGAGCGGCCGCGGCAGGACUGGCAGUCCCGGCUGCAGCAGUUGGGCGUGUUCCUGGAGGCGCACGGCAGGUUGCCGACAAGGAGCACGGUCGCCGACGAGGAAGAGCUCAGGCUCGCCCGGUGGCUCAGCACCCAAGCCGGGCUCUUCAGAUCCCAGCGCCUGGCAGAGGACCGCGAGGCAGCCCUGAGGGGCGUCCACACCUUGGUCAGCGAGAGGUUGACGGAGAGGUUGACGGGGGAGCGGCCGCGGCAGGACUGGCAGUCCCGGCUGCAGCAGUUGGGCGUGUUCCUGGAGGCGCACGGCAGGUUGCCGACAAGGAGCACGGUCGCCGACGAGGAAGAGACCAGGCUCGCCCGGUGGCUCAGCACCAGGCUCGCCCGGUGGCUCAGCACCCAAGCCGGGCUCUUCAGAUCCCAGCGCCUGGCAGAGGACCGCGAGGCAGCCCUGAGGGGCGUCCACACCUUGGUCAGCGAGAGGUUGACGGAGAGGUUGACGGGGGAGCGGCCGCGGCAGGACUGGCAGUCCUGGCUGCAGCAGUUGGGCGCGUUCCUGGAGGCGCACGGCAGGUUGCCGACAAAGAGCACGGUCGCCGACGAGGAAGAGCUCAGGCUAGCCCAGUGGCUCAGGCAGCAAGCCGGGCUCUUCAGAUCCCAGCGCCUGGCAGAGGACCGCGAGGCAGCCCUGAGGGGCGUCCACACCUUGGUCAGCGAGAGGUUGACGGAUAGGUUGACGGGGGGGCGGCCGCGGCAGGACUGGCAGUCCUGGCUGCAGCAGUUGGGCGCGUUCCUGGAGGCGCACGGCAGGUUGCCGACAAAGAGCACGGUCGCCGACGAGGAAGAGCUCAGGCUAGCCCAGUGGCUCAGGAAGCAAGCCUGGCUCUUCAGAUCCCAGCGCCUGGCAGAGGACCGCGAGGCAGCCCUGAGGGGCGUCCACACCUUGGUCAGCGAGAAGUUGUGGGGG